AUGGUGGAAGACAAAUACAUAGGGCUCAUGCUGGCCAUGAGUUCGUCCCUGGCCAUCGGCGCAAGUUUUGUAAUUACCAAGAAGGGCCUCAAUGCCUCCAUCGAGAAGCAUGGCUUCGACGGCGACGGCUUUGGAUAUCUCCAGAACCCCGUGUGGUGGGCAGGCAUCAUCACAAUGGUACUCGGUGAAAUAUUCAAUUUCGCUGCCUAUGCCUUCGCCCCCGCCAUCCUCGUGACCCCCCUCGGAGCUCUCUCCGUCCUCAUUGGUGCUGUCCUCGGCUCGUACUUUUUGGACGAACAAUUGGGUCGUUUGGGAAAGAUUGGCUGCGCCAUAUGUCUGAUCGGCUCCGUCAUCAUCGUACUACACGCCCCGCCGGACAAGGAAGUUCAGUCGGUUGAGGAGAUUCUGGACCUUGCUCUACAGCCUGGCUUCCUCUUCUACUGCGCCUUCUGCGUCGUCUUCUGUGUCUUCAUGAUCUACAAGAUCGCGCCCAAGUACGGUCGCAAGAACCCCCUCAUUUACCUUUCCAUCUGCUCCACCUCCGGCUCCGUUUCCAUCAUGUUCAUCAAGGCUUUCGGUAUUGCGCUCAAGAUGACAUUUGCGGGCAACAACCAGUUCACGCAUCCCUCGACAUACGUCUUCGUCAUCUUGGUAGUGGGGUGCAUCCUCACUCAGAUGAACUACUUCAACAAGGCACUGAGCCAGUUUUCCACAAACAUCGUGAACCCCCUUUACUAUGUUACUUUUACAACCUGUACACUUGUUGCUUCAUGUCUUUUGUUCCAAGGUUUCAACACCACGUCUGCGGUCAACACCAUUUCUCUCCUUUGUGGUUUUCUUAUUAUCUUUUCUGGCGUAUACCUUCUCAACCUAUCCCGCGAAGACCCCUGCGCCGAUCCAGCACUUGGCUCUCGAUUCGACGGUCCGCCAUCUGAUGCCAUUUCUGGCUUCCCUACAAGACGUAGUAUGCAAUCGCGACGCAGCGGAGAUCCUUACGAGCACCAGUCGAAUGGCGUUAUCCGAAACAGCAGGUCUAGCUAUGCAGACGUAGGAGACAGGAGCGCUCUGAUGCACGAUUACGAUGCUGAGAACCAGUUCGAGCUGGGCGAUCUUGCCGGUGAUAGCGAUGACGAUCUGGAGAGCGGUCGCAACACAAAGCGGCCCAGCUUUGAUGAGGAGACGCGGCUGAGUGGCAGACUCAGUGGGACAGGCAGAGGGCGGGUACAGAAAGAGUCUGUGCAACCAAAGAGGAAUCAUUCAGCGCGUCGAUAG
This is a messenger RNA of Bipolaris oryzae ATCC 44560, 1272 nucleotides long. RefSeq lists its product as uncharacterized. Gene Ontology annotation, molecular function: magnesium ion transmembrane transporter activity. The transcript is spliced from 5 exons. Gene Ontology annotation, biological process: magnesium ion transport. The record is from RefSeq and is a predicted model, not a curated record. Lineage: Eukaryota; Fungi; Ascomycota; Dothideomycetes; Pleosporales; Pleosporaceae. Gene Ontology annotation, cellular component: membrane. Bases 1 to 1272 code for a protein of 423 amino acids.